Apis dorsata (giant honeybee) is the source of this 2740-nucleotide messenger RNA. Its product is annotated as max dimerization protein 1-like. The record is from RefSeq and is a predicted model, not a curated record. The transcript is spliced from 3 exons. The coding region runs from base 2408 to 2590 and encodes 60 amino acids. Lineage: Eukaryota; Metazoa; Arthropoda; Insecta; Hymenoptera; Apidae.
UGACAUCGAUAAAUGCGUGAGAGUGCUCGCGAAGUGCGGAUCAGGCUGUCGCUCGCUCGUCGGCUUGUUGUAGUCGUCGUCGUCGUCGGGGGCUCGUGGGCUCGUCGUCGUCGGUCAGUUCGAGCCUCCUUUUCUUUGUCCUGACUAGACCCCCACUUUGUACCCGCGAAAACCUGUGCAGUAGUAGUGUUAGGCAGUGCCGAUCCACAGUGACCGUCUUUCUUUACGACGUCGCUCAGCUGCACCUACUUUCGUGUGUGAGCGAACGUAUCCGGCGUGCCAAAUGUCACUAGGUGGACGAUAGGGUCGAAAUAUACUCGAUCCUCGACGUCAUACAUACACAUGCGUUUACUGUGCAUGUAUACAGCAAAGAGGUAUCAUUCACAUCAAAACGUCAGAAAUGAGCGAUAAUGUAUAUUGUCAGAUACGCGGUAUACAUUCGCGUGAUCUUUAAUGUUACUCCGUGUAUUGCGUAUCACUUCUCGCGCUGUAUUCUCUACAUAUCGUGAACGUGUGUAUGCACCACCGUGUUGCCGUUGUUUCUUGUAUGGGAAUCACAUUUAUUACCGAUCACGUAUACACAUAUUUUCAUUCGCAUUACAUGCGUGUGUAUAGACAUGUUUGUGCGGUGUAAUGUGCAUGUGUACUGAAAGUCGCUUGCAAUCCAGUCGAGAACGGAAUCAAGGGAGCGCCUUUCUGUGUGCUCAUCGUGAACGGAAAACUAUACGAGUAUUAUUGUGAUUGCUCGCGUAUGAUGCGAGUUUCUAGAAGAUUUACGUGUAUUUUGUGCGUGACAAUAUACGUUUUCUCUGACAAGUAAAUUGUGGUUUUAUUAGUAUACUACGUCACAUCAGUUUCUAUGUGUGUCUAUCUGUUACCACAAACUGCGUAUUGCAUGUUUGAUGGAAAUCAUUGACCUCGCGAGCAGUUGACCGAGUUUUACGUUCGUAGAUUAAGAAAAAGAAUUAUAGUUUUAUUUAAACUGAAAAUUUCCUUUUUGGAAAAUUCAAAAUUUUAUGUUUUAUUUUGGAAUAAUUCUCUCUAUUCCAUUUGAAUUCCAUUUAAAUCACUAUAAUAAAAUUCGUCAUAUAUAUUCGAAAUAUCGCAACAUCUAAAUCCAUUCUUUCAGCCAUUUGGUAUAUGGUAAGAUCUCGGUAAGAUCUACGCGUUCAAGGUCGUUGCACAAAACAAGUAGCCGGCACGUAAAGUGGUCGCAUGCACAUGCACGCUGUAUACGAUACGCGAUACUCGUUUCCUGACCAAAAAUAAUAGUUCGUCGAGCGCGCACAAGUCGAACCGGCCGCUGAUCGAGGUCAGGUUCUUUUGCAUUCGUUUAUUCGUUCAUUCGCUUGCUCAGUUGCUCGCGUCUGCGAUAAAUUACCAGCGACACGCGUAAUCUCGACCCUUUCGACUCGCCUAGUGACUGUACUAUAGUGUUCUUUCCAAUUGUACCGUUCGCGCUUACUUGCUCUCUUGCGCGCGCUGUUUUCUGUCUUUGUUGUGUAUGUAUUCGUGAAAUACGCUUUCGGUUCGCUCGCACGCGACUCCGUGUAUGGAAGUGUGGAGCAGCAGUGCGUCGUAUUUUCUUGUCUCGCAUAUAUUCUAUCGGUUGUUGAUUUUUUUAUUUCACGUGAUUUGGUGUGAUCGUAGUGAAUGUUGUGAAACGAAGGUGAAGAAAGAAGAGAACCGACGAAGAUAGAAAGAGAAAGAAAAGAAAAGGACAAUAACGUUACAGGAGUAAAGUGAAACGAUAUUGAGCGGGAAAAGCAAAUAUAUAGAAAAGGAAAAAAGUAAACUGACGUGUGAGUAGAAGGGCAAGUGGAACUUGGAGUAAGAUAAAGACAAACGCGAACGAGAUAGAUCGAAAAUUGUUGAACGGUAAAAACACGGCUACGAAAGGAAAUUAAUACUACGAAACAGUUGACGAGAUAUAUCUAGUAGAAAAAAAAAGACGGUUCUUGAUGCGUAACGCGGUUGGAAAGGCCUGGCCAUCGAUUUGCCGUCCGUGAAUCUAGUGCGCGUUUGAAAUCGGGCUAGUCUCGCGCGCGCGUGUGUGUUACGUGCACCUAAGCGAACGCAGCCAGCGAGGCGCGCGGACGGACGAGAAAAGAAGGAAGAGGUGGCGGUGGUGGAAGAGGGGGCGGAGAAGGAGAGGCGGUUGAACAGGCGGGCGGAGAGAAAAGUUCGAGAAGCGGCAAUACCAGUGCCAGCCAACAUCAACAACAUCACAACAACAACAAUACAGAUCGCCGCGGUGUAUACAAGGCUGCUGCUCGUGGUGUGCGUUCUGAACGUUUAUCGCGUUGUGUGUCGCCGCGCGCGGCGGUGAUCAUCGGUGUGUGUGCCGGGAUUGCAGAGAAAGAGGUAGUGAACCGAAGCCGCCAGAAUUACGCCAAACCGGGGAAAUAUGAGCAUUGCUGCCCUACUACAGGCCGCCGAGUAUAUUGAACGAAGGGAAAGAGAAGCUGAACAUGGCUACGCUUCGACGAUGCCGAUGCCCGAUGAUAUGCGGACGGUCACAAAAAGGCCAAAGACGAAAAAAUCCCAGGGCAGCAGGACAACUCAUAACGAGCUGGAGAAAAAUAGGUGAGUACUUCAUUUAUCUCAUUAACUUAAUCUUAUUUCGGCCUCUUGUUUUGUUUUGCUUGCAUAAUUAGAGAGCAUAGCGCACGAAUACUGGACAAAGUCGCCAUCAUUCACUGAAAGCAAACGAGAAUUAGAUAUUUUAUUCUUCUUAACA